Rhipicephalus microplus (southern cattle tick) is the source of this 807-nucleotide messenger RNA. Its product is annotated as ubiquitin-conjugating enzyme E2 Z-like. Lineage: Eukaryota; Metazoa; Arthropoda; Arachnida; Ixodida; Ixodidae. The record is from RefSeq and is a predicted model, not a curated record.
AUGGCCGCCGCAGAUCCAAAUUAUUGGGACCCGCUGGCAAUCGAGAACGAGGAGCCGUCUCCGCAGUGCCUGCUGCGCGUCAAAAAGGACAUCGCCAUAUUCAACGUCCACCCGCCGUACGGCAUCUUCAUCGUUCCCCAAGAAGAGAACGUGACCAAGAUCCACGCCCUCAUCGUGGGCCCGUCCGACACGCCGUACGAGGGGGGACUAUUCUACUUCGUCUUGAAGUGUCCCUCGGCGUAUCCCACGGUUCCGCCCAAGGUGCGCAUCAUGACCACCGAUGCCGGACGCCUAGAGUUCAACCCGAACCUCUACGCGAGCGGCAAGGUGUGCCUCAGCAUUCUCGGCACCUGGUUAGGACCACAGUGGAACCCGAUGCAGACCAUCGAAAGCGUGCUCGUCUCCAUACAAUCGCUGCUCAACGAAAACCCUUUCGAGAACGAGCCCGGUGCGUCCUUCUUUUCGCCGAUUAGCAAGUUUCUCGGCUACGAGGACAACUACAAUUCUUUCCUACAACAUGAGACACUGAGGGUGGCCGUGUGCGACACGGUCCAGGCGUGUCUGGAUGGCACUUCGCCGCUCCCGCCAGCUCUGAGAGAGCAGGUCCUCAAGACUUUCUCGGAGUCGUUCGCGAAGUACGAAAAGAUGGCCGCGGAUCGGGUAAAAUUGACUGGAACCCAACUGCGCGACCGAUUCCUUCGGGUCAAGGGAGUGUACCAGUACGAAAGGCUGCUGAAGCGACUGAAGGAUUUGAACGACAGAGUCAAGAAGCGGAACCAAGUUGCACCGGAAGCGGAAGAUGAGUAA